CUAGCCUGGCAACUCGUCUAGCUCAAUCAUCCUUUUACUUCUAUACCCCCCUUUGACUCAUUCCUUAUCCCUUCUCCCAUUGACGACUUUCGUCAAAAUGCUUUUCCUCUUGGCCUGGUUGCCGUUUUUUCUUCACUCUGUUGUUCAAACAGUGUCAUCCGCGAGGGUUAUCGGACCUACUACUUCAGGCCCUACAGUGACCGUCUCUGAAAAAAUAACGGCAACUUGGAGUCUCGAUGCGGGGGACUCUACUCUAUCUCAAGGCUUCUCUAUGGUUCUCGUCAAUGACGCCGCCGGUAAGGCAAUUGAAUGGUCUACAACGGUGAAUCCCUCCGGGAAAAGCAUUGGCGCUAUACAUCCCAUUCCGACUGCUACAGGGUACGCCCCCAAGCUGUGUUCUGUCAUUAUCCCACUAUGUCAAAUCGUUUAAUGCGUCAUGAUCGUCCAGGGUACAUCGCGUUGAGAUCUUAGUCUUUGGAAACUCGUACGCGAUAUUUUUACAACAG
Messenger RNA from Lentinula edodes (shiitake mushroom), 506 nucleotides. RefSeq lists its product as uncharacterized. The transcript is spliced from 2 exons. The record is from RefSeq and is a predicted model, not a curated record. NCBI's taxonomy places the organism in Eukaryota, Fungi, Basidiomycota, Agaricomycetes, Agaricales, Omphalotaceae. The coding region runs from base 98 to 430 and encodes 110 amino acids.